CAACAGGUUUUCUCAUUUGCUCCUUGGGACAGCUCUGUAAGGAUGAUACAGUCCGUUCUAUCUCACAGAUAAUCAAGCUCAGGCUUUCACAGCCUAAGUCACCUUCCCAGAAAAACAGGCCCGGCAUUACCUCUGCGCACAACCCUGUGGGCCUGGCUCAGGCGGGAGUGCGGGGCCAGCAACAUGAGCACCCUGGACAGCCCCGACCAGGCCUAUGACUUCCUGCUCAAGUUCCUGCUGGUGGGCGACAGCGACGUAGGCAAGAGUGAGAUCCUGGAGAGCCUGCAGGAUGGCGCGGCCGAGUCCCCAUACAGUCACCUGAGGGGGAUCGACUACAAGACGACCACCAUCGUGCUGGACGGUCAGCGGGUGAAGCUGAAGCUCUGGGAUACGUCGGGGCAGGGAAGAUUUUGUACCAUAUUCCGCUCCUACUCUCGUGGUGCACAAGGAGUGAUCCUGGUCUACGACAUUGCAAACCGCUGGUCUUUCGAGGGUAUGGAUCGAUGGAUUAAGAAGAUCGAUGAGCAUGCCCCUGGUGUCCCUAAAAUCCUGGUGGGGAAUCGCCUACAUCUGGCAUUCAAGAGGCAGGUGCCCAGGGAGCAGGCCCAGGCCUACGCUGAGCGCCUGGGCAUAACCUUCUUUGAGGUCAGCCCUCUGUGCAAUUUCAACAUCAUAGAGUCUUUCACGGAGCUGGCCAGGAUCGUGCUGCUGCGGCACAGGAUGAAUUGUUUCGGGAGGCCGAGCAAGGUACUGAGCUUGCAAGACCUCUGCUGCCGCACCAUCGUGUCCUGCACACCCCUAUACCUGGUGGACAAGCUCCCGCUCCCCAUUGCCUUAAGAAGCCACCUCAAGUCCUUCUCCAUGGCUAAGGGCCUGAAUGCCAGGAUGAUGCAAGGCCUCUCCUACUCCCUCACCACCAGCUCCACCCACAAAAGGAGCAGCCUCUGCAAAGUGGAGAUUGUCUGCCCACCCCAGAGCCCACCCAAAAACUGCACCAGAAACAACUGCAAAAUUUCUUAAGGAAGGCACCAAAAGGAAACAAGCUGGAAUCGCUCCAGGAAGAACUCUGGUUACACCUGGAAGACGGAAGUCGGAAGUCGCAUUCUAGAUUCAAGAAAUUAGUUUUCAGUUUCUCAAGGGAAUCAUGCUGCUUGGGAAUGGUGUGAUGCCUUCUGUCAAUAAAAACACAUUACGCAGUU
This is a messenger RNA of Mandrillus leucophaeus (drill), 1199 nucleotides long. RefSeq names its product RAB40A, member RAS oncogene family (gene RAB40A). The transcript has 2 exons. Gene Ontology annotation, cellular component: plasma membrane; synaptic vesicle; endosome. Gene Ontology annotation, molecular function: GTPase activity; GTP binding. Gene Ontology annotation, biological process: intracellular signal transduction; protein localization to plasma membrane. NCBI's taxonomy places the organism in Eukaryota, Metazoa, Chordata, Mammalia, Primates, Cercopithecidae. The record is from RefSeq and is a predicted model, not a curated record. Bases 184 to 1020 code for a protein of 278 amino acids.